UCUCGCUACAACUAUAAAACGCCCAACCCUUAAUUAAGAUCCAAAUAGCCCAACAUUUUCACAAUUCUCGCAAUAUGAGGAGACCGAAAACAGGCUCUCUUCUCCUCGGCAGCUCCACACUACUCGCCGUCAUCCCAACCCCGCCCGACCACUCCUCCGCCGCAGUCAUCGAAGAGAUCCCCGGACUCAUCAAACUCCACAGAAACGGCCACGUGGUGCGCCUCCCCGCUAUGCCGGAAGUCCCAUCUACUUACUCUCCGGAGCCCGGUGUGGUCUCUGGCGAUGUGACCAUUAAUCCCUCCGCCGGGCUAUGGGCGAGGAUCUACGUGCCUCGAUACCCGGGUCGGCAUCCGCUCCCCGUGCUCCUUUAUUUCCACGGCGGCGGUUUCUGCGUCGGCUCCCCGGCCUGGCGAUGCUACCACAACUUCCUCUCCCGGCUUGCCGGCACUGCCGCUUGCGUCGUUGUGUCCGCUAGCUACCGCCUUGCCCCUGAGCACCGCCUCCCCGCUGCAUAUGAGGAUGGUGUCGCUGCGCUUGCUUGGCUCCGGCAGCAGGCGGGCCGGGCCGGGGCGGAUCCGGGCGGGUGGGGAUGGCGGGCUAGAUGCGAUUUUGGGAGGGUGUUUGUGGCAGGGGAUAGCGCGGGGGCCGCCAUAGCCUACAGCGCCACCGCACCCAACAUAAAUCCACCAGCGCGCGUGCGCGGGCUGAUUCUGAUUCAGCCAUUCUUCAGCGGAGAGGCGCGAACUUCCUCGGAGCGGAAUUUGGCGCAGUCGGCGAAGUCUGCGCUGACCCUUGCGGCGGCUGAUUGCUACUGGAGGCUUUCCCUGCCGGCCGGAACCAACCGCGAUAGCAUAUGGUGUAAUCCGAUCUGUGAUGAGGGGUUGAAGAAGAUGGAGAAUCGGAAGAUGCCACCAGUGCUCCUCUGCGUGGCGGAGAUGGAUAUACUCAGGGACCGGAACUUGGAGUUUUGCAGGGCUUUGAGCAGGGCCGGGAAGAGAGUGGAGCUUCAGAUGUAUGGAGGUGUUGGCCAUGCUUUUCAGGUUCUGCAAAAUUAUAGCUUGUCUGAGGUCAGGACUACUGAGCUAAUUUCAGAUGUCAAAGACUUUAUGAGUAGUAACAGAUGAAGUUAAUGUACUGGUUUGGAGCUAGCAUUGUUUUUGUUUAUUUUGAUUUGGGGAUUCUGUCGAAACUUUUAUAUGAAGUGUUCAGUAUAUGUAGCAAGGAUUGUAAUAGGCAGCUCCUUUUGAUAUGUUGGUUGAAAAAUUUUCUUAUUAAUUAAGAGGUUUUGGAUUUAAA
Molecule: messenger RNA, 1296 nt
Organism: Dendrobium catenatum
Lineage: Eukaryota; Viridiplantae; Streptophyta; Magnoliopsida; Asparagales; Orchidaceae
Product: probable carboxylesterase 17
Exons: 2
Coding region: 75-1124 (349 amino acids)
Molecular function (GO): hydrolase activity
Source: RefSeq, a predicted model, not a curated record